Messenger RNA from Hippocampus comes (tiger tail seahorse), 1907 nucleotides. Its product is annotated as probable flap endonuclease 1 homolog. Lineage: Eukaryota; Metazoa; Chordata; Actinopteri; Syngnathiformes; Syngnathidae. Gene Ontology annotation, molecular function: magnesium ion binding; manganese ion binding; RNA-DNA hybrid ribonuclease activity. The record is from RefSeq and is a predicted model, not a curated record. Bases 100 to 1164 code for a protein of 354 amino acids. Gene Ontology annotation, cellular component: nucleus. The transcript has 11 exons.
AAUGAUGUACUAAAUUAAAAAAAACAGUUUUCCUGGCAUUACCAGAAGUGACGUCACAUCGCAAAUUGGUUAGUUAGGGUGCGGUGGGAUGGUGCCAGGAUGGGGAUUAUUAAACUGGCAGAUUUGAUUCGAUUGGAAGCUCCCGGUGCGAUUUCCCACAAAGAUAUCAGUGACUAUACAGUUUCUGCUUACUCCACAGGCAAGAUAAUUGCAUUGGAUACAUCAAUUGUGAUGAACCAGUUCCGUACAGCAGCACCAUCACUCAAUCCGCUGACCGGUCUGUUCUUUCGCACGCUGACCUUCCUGGAACACGAGAUAAAGCCUGUGUUUGUGUUUGAUGGAAGGCCUCCAGGAGAAAAGCUCGCUAUUCUUCAGAAACGAGCCGAGGCAGCGGGUUGGCGCUCCCCCAACCAUUUGGGCACAGCAUCACCCCAAACAAAAGACUGUGUCCAUCUCCUGAAGCUUCUGGGUGUGCCUGUGGUCCAAGCUCCGGGAGAUGCUGAGGCUUUUUGCGCUUGGCUGGUGCGACAGGGGGCUGCGGAAUCUGUGGCAUCGGAGGACAUGGACACAUUGCCGUUUGGAGCGCAUGUUCUGAUUCGUCAACUGAAUGCUAAGAGAGACAGUGAUAUUGUGGAAUAUUCUUUACCGAAGUUGUUGGAGAAGCUCCAACUAACUCACAAAGAGUUUGUUGACCUGUGCAUCUUGCUGGGAUGCGACUACUGUGACAAGAUAGCUGGUUUAGGUCCAAAGAGAGCUCUGAGACUCAUCCAAAAGUACCGCACUAUUGAAAAUGUCGUUUUGCACAUCAACAGAAAGACCCAUCCGGUUCCAGAUAAUUGGAAAUACGAAGACGCGCGGAAGUUAUUUGUGGAAACGCCACACGCAGAAGUACCCGAGUUGAUGUGGACUGAGCCGGACGAAGAAGCCUUGGUUGGGUUUUUCUGCAAGUGCACACAUGUCAAAGAAGAACGAGUCCGUCGGCGCAUGGAGAGAUUCCGACAGAUACGCGAGAGUACGAGAAAGCAGAGGGAGGAGGCGACGGCAGCGGGACAAGGGAGGCAAACUCGGAUGGAUGACUUUUUCAGAGUUCUUCGAAAGAGGAAGCAGCCUGUGGAAGCUGCAGAAAGUGGAAACAGCAAGAGAAAGAAACCAAAACUGAAAUGAAGCCAUCCAAUGUGGAUGGGACUUGUUUGGACAUCUGUCUGCCUUUGCAGAACUCUCACAAUUAUGUCAAACCCAUUUUGUUGUUGUUGUUGUUUUUUUUUUUUAUCCAAACAAAAGGUUGUGCCUCAUUUCCAAUGUGAAACUCACAUUUUUCCAACAUAACAAAAUAUUAUUUAUUAUUAUUUUUUUUUAGUGGUUCUUGAUUAUGUAGGUCGAAAAUAAUAGUUCAUUGUUGAGCGGUUUUGUUUAAUAUGGGACUGGUUUUCUUGCCUGAGUGGCAAAAUGCCUCAGAGUGUACAUUUUGAAGUCCAGCAUCAUCUCGCCAUCAAGAAGGGCAGAGCAAGUAGUGGCUCACUAUGAAAGAGGCCAGUGUGAUCGCUGUCAGAGUUGCCAAGGCCAAAAGAAACAGGGGAUGUCUCAUCUCAAGGUAUUCAACUAGCACCUGUUGUCUAAUGUGUGCCAAGGCGCAGACCACAGACUUGAAUUAUGUUGGUGGAUUUAUUUUAUUUUAUUUUUGUUCCCCAAAAGAGUUCAAUGAAGCUGUUAUAAUCUGUGUCAACAACAUUUUUUUUUUCAAAACACUCAUCUAGUUGGACUACAGACAUUGUUUAACUACUGGCAGUCAAAUUAAAACAGUGUUCAAGCAAUUUCUUCGUUGGUAUUGGUGUAUGCGUUAGAGUAACGUGGUUCGCAUUCACUCAUGUACCGUGAAAUAAAUAAUUACAUGUGCUGCGGGGAAAUGA